Molecule: messenger RNA, 391 nt
Organism: Tinamus guttatus (white-throated tinamou)
Lineage: Eukaryota; Metazoa; Chordata; Aves; Tinamiformes; Tinamidae
Source: RefSeq, a predicted model, not a curated record
AGAGAAGAAUUCCCAAGCAUCCAAGGUGUUUAUUACCACUGACCUCUGCGGGCAGAAGUUCCUGUGCUUUUUAGUGGAAUCCCAGCUCCAGCUGCGCUGUGUAAAAUUUCAAGAGAGUAACGAUAAGUCACAGUUGAUCUUUGGUUCUGUCACCAAUAUUCAAGCAAAGGAUGCAGCUCCAGUGCAGGGCAUUGAUACAUUGCUGGUUCUGGAAGGCAGUGGAAAUCUAGUGCUUUAUUCUGGAGUGGUUCGGGUGGGGAAGGUUUUUAUUCCUGGACUGCCUGUUCCAUCCCUGUCGAUGUCCAACCAAAUGCCUCGACCAAGCACCCCUUUGGAUAGUAUCAGCACUCCAUCCAAGCCUUUGAGUAAACAUCUGGGGCCUUUAGAAGAG